Messenger RNA from Bursaphelenchus okinawaensis, 2447 nucleotides. NCBI's taxonomy places the organism in Eukaryota, Metazoa, Nematoda, Chromadorea, Rhabditida, Aphelenchoididae. The record is from the annotation of a GenBank genome assembly.
AUGAGAGCGCUUCAUCUGAAGGCACAAUGGGUCAGAUCGAAUGCGGCGGCGGCGGCCGAAGCCACCUUGACUCGAUUGCAUUUGGACGAGAAACGAGAUCCUCGCGGUCGACGACGUGGCUUCGCCGUUCCGCAGGUUAUGACCUCGAGUAUCGUGCAGAGGAUUCGACUGAUUUUGCCUCAUGUGUUACUGUUGUGUACGACAAUAUUGUACAGUAUCUUGGGAGCAUUGUGUUUUCAGUAUACUGAACAGAACCAUGGGCAAGGCCAUAUGACUAGAUAUGCUCAUAAUGCUAAAGCGGCACAGGUAAGCUUUGUUAUGUCUUGAUAAAUUGUUUUAAAUUUGUUAAUGUCCAAAUAUUAUAAUUGAAAAAAUAUGUUCAAAAAUCAAAAAUUCGUAAAAAAUUAAAUUUCAAAAAUCCUUUUAAAUUUUAAAAUUCCAAACAAGUAUUAUCAAUUUCAAAAAAUUUUUCCCACCAAAAAUUAAAUAAAUUUCAAACUUUUAUGGUAUUUUUGAAUCCCCAAGCGGUAUUUCAUUGUCUUUUCGUCAUAAACAUUUGACAGAGUGUGUCAACCUUGUUCUAUUCAACUCCCUCGGGGUUUUUAACAAAUUUUAAACAAUUUGUCGUGUUACUGAUAACUUCUUUUAGUGAAUCAAUGUUAUAAAAUUAAAAAACAUUGUGCUUUUAAAUUAAGAAAUUUCAAAAAUAAAAAGAAUGUCCAAAACAAUAAAAAUUUGCUACUUGCACCCCCUUCAGAGAUAUAAAACAUCCUCAUCCCCUUCAGAAAUCCACAUGAAAAGAAACUGAAGUAAAACUUUUCAGAACGCCUUACUGAACCUAGAAAUCCCCCGUCCUGAUACCAUAACCGAAGAAGACAAGAACAAAACCAAUGAGCUUAUCGAAGACACCAUCGACAAAAUCAUUCAAACUGCUAUGGAAGCCUAUUCCGAAGGCAUAUCGGCCGAAGAAAUCUCUCACAACUCAGUGGAGAGGAAGAAAGGCUCAAAGUGGUCGUUCCACUCGGCUUUGUACUUUUCUAUUACUGUUCUCACUUCUGUAGGUAUGUUAUUUUACUUUGUUUUUUAGUUUUAAUUUCUUGGUUUUACAAAUUUUGUCAUACUUUGAGUUAUUUACUUUCUUUUUUAAUUUUUUGAUAGAUCUUGUCAUAUCUAUAACUCAAAUUUUGCCAUAUUUCGACCAGUGUAGACCUGUAAAGAAACUGGGCCAAUGCAGGACCUAGUAAGCCGUCUUCCAGGUCUAGUCCAGCGACGUAUAUAAAUCACCUUGAUUGAAAAAGCCUGCUACUUCAUUUCAAUUUUAGGCUACGGUAACUUAGUGCCGAUCUCACCAUUAGGGAGGAUAUGUUGUAUUGUUUAUGGUGCUUUGGGGUAAGUGAUAUGACACUUUCUUAAUUUUUUGAUCCUAGAAUAAAAAUCGACCAGAAAAAAAAUCUAAAAGAAAAAUCGAACUGACCAAAAAAAUCGACCAGAAAAAAGUUUUUUUUGUUAAUUUCCAAAAACAAACAUUCAGUAAUGAUAACAAUUUUACACCUACUCUCCUGGACAAAUAGGAGGAAAAGUCAAAACCAAAACCUCUCUCCCAUCACUAAUUACAAUAAACUUCCAAUCAAAACAAAAAUACUUCAGAAUCCCCCUAACCUUGAUCACAAUAGCCGAUGUGGCCAAAUUCUUCACGGACGUGCUGGCCCAAACCGAGAAUCGUUAUCGAAAGAGGUUGAUGAAGAAGUCAGACAGUGAUGAGAAACAAAAGAGUGCCAUCGAAGAGACCGAGGAAGGGAAUGAAGAAGACGAGGAGGAUCUGCUUUGUGAACCGGGCCCAUUAUCAAAGGCUUUUGUGCUGUUUUUGCUAUUGGGCUACAUGUUUGGAGCUGCUGUUACUUGCUCAUACUUUACCGAGACUUGGAACUUUGUGGACAGUUAUUACUUUUGUCUCAUUACUAUGGUAAGAAACUUGUUAUACUCAACAUGCGACAUGUUUUACUAGAAAGUUGCAGUAAAUAUCCUGAGUUUUAGAACGAGAUCUACAUAGGAUAACAGAGCCCUAAUUCUUCCCCUUUCAGACCACCAUCGGCUUUGGAGACCUGGACCCGGCCCUCGCCUACAACCCUCCCGAGCACUAUUUUGGUUGGAUCUGCUUCAUCUUCGCCGGUCUUAUCUUAUCCACCAUGACGGUUGACAUGUGUGGCUCUUCAGCGAUUCAAAGUCUACACGCAUGGGGCCGCGGAAUCGACGCUUUGGCCAUAUUUUCGGCUUUGACAAAAGGUGGCGGUGGAGGGCAUUUUGCUUUUCAGCCCGCAGCUUUGAGCGAUAUCCCGUUUAUCGACCAAAAAGUGAGACAAUUGAGUGCGUAUGGGAUGACAUACGACAAUCUGAUUUAUCGACAAAGCGAUUCGGAGGAUUCGAGUGGGCGGAGCUUGCCAAAGUAA